CCAAAUUAUAUGCGUCGCAUUCGCUUCAGUUCAUCAUAGAUCGUCCAUUCGCCGGGAAAAUAACACGGCGUCGAACGUUGUUCUUGCGGAAAAUUGCGGAUUGCCGAAAUUCAUUCACAUUUAGCUAUUCCAUCAUUCUGUACGAAAAGUUCGGAUCCCGAAAUGAGUGGAUAUCGCGGAAAUAAACGCCAACAUUAUGGCAAAGGCAGUGCUCGUCGCGGAAGAGAUCACGAAAAUGUGGCAGUGGAUGAAAAUAAUCCGAUCAUACAGUGUUUCCGCGAAUAUGCUACAAUACUAGACGCGAAGCACGACAAAUACGAACGCAUCGUGAAAAUCAGCCGGGAUAUAACGAUCGAAUCCAAGCGAAUUAUCUUUCUCCUGCAUACCAUCGAUCCUAGGAAAAAUAAUUUGCAAAAAGUUUGCAACGAAGCGAAGGAUCGACUGGAAGCUAUUUUUCGCAAUCAUUUUGUUAACAUAGCAAAAGAGCUUAAGGACCAGGACCCUUACCAGUAUACACGAGCCUACACCAAUGGAAUGCAAGAAUUUAUUGAGGCUUACACAUUUUAUGAAUAUUCUUGCGGAAUGGAUAUAUCGCAUUGGGACGCAAUUCAGAAGAAGCUGACUUAUUCAUCGGACCAAAACGUCGAUUCACCAAGUAAUGCUAGAAGCAUUGCAGAAAAACCCCUUAAUGAGCCAACCGAUGCCGAACCUGACGAGCAAAAGAGGUCGAAUGAAACCACUGGAGAAACAAUGAAGCUGACUUGCUUACUUCAUCCCCAAGACUUUGUACUUGGUCUGGGUGAUCUUAGCGGCGAGAUAAUGCGAACGUGCAUUAAUUCUCUUGGAUCUGGAAAUUCGGAGAGCUGUUUUCUGCAUUGUCGUUUUAUGCAGGAGCUAUACAAAGGAUUCCUAAGCGUGACGUCCAUACGGAGCCGGGAUUUUUCUCAUAAGAUGAUGACUUUACGGCAAAGUUUGCUCAAAAGUGAGAACGUUUGCUAUAAUGUGACGGUACGAGGAGGUGAAGCGGCCAAAUGGGGAACUACAGAUGAAACAUCGGGAGCCAUGUUCCAGCUGCAGCCUUCAAAGGACGACGACGAUGAGGGGGUAUACUUUUGAUCUGCUGCUCGUGUGUCCUGAUUUCAGUAUAAGGUAGGGAGAUCAAUUUGAUCCUAAGCUUUGAUGAAGUUAGUAAAUUAGUUCUAAGAGAUUAUAUGAAGUUACAUUUCGUAUCUGCUGCGUGAAUGACAGGAAAUGAAAGAGAUGAAAAGUUUACAUAUUCAGAAUUUCUUGACAAAUUAGAAACAUCUUGCAUUUUUCGGCAAAUUCUACUUUCCAUGGUUGCAUAAUGUACUUAUGAGAUUAUUCCAGCAAAUAGUUUGUUCAUUUAUUUUCAUCCAAUGGCAUUUUCAAAAUCCGUUUUCAAAUAAUAUUUUAAGUUGUGUUUACUAUAUUUUUACACUGAAGCCGUUUGAAAACUUUUGAUGUAAACUAAAAUUUAAAUUUUAAUGAAAUUUGCUUUCCGCUCAAAUUGUGUAUUUUUUCGCAGGCGGUUAGAGUGUGUAGUUAUUCCGUUCCUUUGAGUAUCACUGAAAUCGUUAUUGCACUAAGGUAAACUGUCUUAUAAACAAUUUCCUAAAAUUAAACAAAUGCUAAUAACGAAACGCAUCAAUUCCUCCAUCCCUGAUCCUGACUAAGGCAAUGAGACAAUUUGAUUUGUUUUUUUUUUUUUUUUUUUAAUGUCGAUUCUUUUGUCGCUUGUGUGCUGAGUUUGAGCUGCUUGACCUGAUUGCUAGAUAGUUUAAUCCACUUUAAAUGAUCAUAUUAGGGUAGUUAAGGCAGAAAAAUCAUAAAAUACCCUAACAGCUUUCCAGACUAACACUAACAUGUUUUCAUACAUUUUCAGGCGAUGGUUAAACUUUAUUGAUUUAUAAGAAAAAUGUCUUUGUGGGAUGGAUCGAUGGUUAUUUAAUGGAUGAUCACAAUUCUGGAACGCUACGCUACUGUAUUCUUUCAGAAUUGUAAAAAAAUCUUUGCACCUUAUUCUGCCGCUUAAAUAACAAAAUAUAUAGAGGUAUUUCUGGUAAUUGCGAAAUGGAGUACUUUAUAAUGGGUGAUUAAAAUGCGUUUUCGAUUAUUAUUAUGUUCUCGCUUUCGGCCAUAGGUCAUAGAGAUAAAGGAGGUAAAAGAGAGCAUUAAACGCUUUCCACCCUUUUAUCUAAUUG
Anopheles coluzzii is the source of this 2222-nucleotide messenger RNA. RefSeq names its product translin-associated protein X (gene Trax). Gene Ontology annotation, cellular component: nucleus; cytoplasm. Gene Ontology annotation, molecular function: RNA endonuclease activity; RNA binding; sequence-specific DNA binding. The coding region runs from base 163 to 1116 and encodes 317 amino acids. The record is from RefSeq and is a predicted model, not a curated record. The transcript is spliced from 2 exons. NCBI's taxonomy places the organism in Eukaryota, Metazoa, Arthropoda, Insecta, Diptera, Culicidae.